CAGGCUCGGCCUCAGCUGCGGGCAGAUGGUGAUCACGAUGGCGCGCUCGCAGGGCCGCCGCCUGGAGUACUGCGUGCUCCUGGAGGAAGACAGGAGCAGCCAGGACGGCCGACGCUUCAAGCCCCCCUCGGUGUGCGGCCUGGAGGCGCGCCAGAAGCGGAGCCCUGCCAACCUGACCCGCUGCGGCUCCAGCCGGGAGCUGAGGAGAGGGAAACGGGUGGAGGUCAUGUUCAGUGACCUGCCCCCGGGCCAGAGGUACAUUGUUCGCGCCAUGGUACGGCCCGAGGGCGGCCGGUUCCUCCCCUACAAGCUCAGACAGGUGAAGGUACCCGCCUGUCGGGACCAAUCACAGCUAUCCAACGAGCUGACGGAGACGAACGCGCUGCGGCCGGGACCGGUCCCAGAGCAGCUGUACGGGGACACGGCCGCGUCCGCCGACGAGCAGGCCGAGGAGGCCGACAACAGGCUGACGGACCAGCCCUGACCCGAGCCCGUGACGCCCACGGACCCGGACCAGCCGUCACGGACCAGCGGCGACCUGAAGCUGUGGAGCCCCGCGGCGCUGAGCCACCUCCAGGGCGCUGCUGACCCCCGCGGUGCGCAUGCGCGGUGACCCGGGACAAUCCGUCACGAUCGCGCGUAGGCCGCGUCGCUGAUCGCCGUCACGAGCGGUCUCGACGCCGCCGCGACAG
Messenger RNA from Pollicipes pollicipes, 692 nucleotides. RefSeq lists its product as uncharacterized. The coding region runs from base 26 to 484 and encodes 152 amino acids. The record is from RefSeq and is a predicted model, not a curated record. Lineage: Eukaryota; Metazoa; Arthropoda; Thecostraca; Pollicipedomorpha; Pollicipedidae. The transcript has 4 exons.